Messenger RNA from Homarus americanus (American lobster), 1020 nucleotides. RefSeq lists its product as uncharacterized. The transcript has 3 exons. The coding region runs from base 1 to 1020 and encodes 339 amino acids. NCBI's taxonomy places the organism in Eukaryota, Metazoa, Arthropoda, Malacostraca, Decapoda, Nephropidae. The record is from RefSeq and is a predicted model, not a curated record. Gene Ontology annotation, molecular function: nucleic acid binding.
AUGGCAACCUGGACAACCUGCAUCCUCGCUCCUCUCCAUGAUCUUGUCAAAGGACUCCCCAAGACAUCUCACAAGCCUCUCACAUGGACUCAAGAGGCUUUUGCAGCCUUCAACAAUAUCAAGCAGCACAUCACACGCCUUACCCUGCUGGCUCACCCUGCCCCCAACGCCCGAACCACUCUCACAACAGACGCUUCUUCUACUGCCGUGGGUGCCAUCUUACAACAAGAGCUCAACGGAACUCUCAUGCCCAUUGCCUUCUUCUCACAGCGGCUUAAGCCACCUCAAUUCAAUCUCCUGCAGUUCCUCGGCACCACAACCGCUUACCAUCCUCAGUCCAACGGCAUGGUAGAGCGGUUUCAUUGUCAGCUGAAGGACACCAUUGAGGCACAGCAUGACCUCUACAGCUGGACGGAUGCUCUACCCUUAGGGCUCCUUGACAUCUGUGCAACACACAAAGAGGACAAGGACUGCAGCCCAGCAGAUCUCACCCAAGGCGAACCCCUUCUCCUACCCAGGGACUUCUCACUUACUCCUGACCUUGACCACUUUACUCCUGCUGUCCAUCACGACCUAUUGCAAACACUACGACAGGCAGUUUCUGCAUUCAAGGCUACUGCCCCAUGCCAGCCUACUCUUUGCCCUGAACACAUCCCUCUUGUACUACUCAACGGCGAGUAUGUCUUCAUCAGGCGCGAUGCUCACUGCAAACCACUUCAACGCCCCUACGAUGGACCCUUCUUGGUGCUUGCAUGGUCAACGAAGUUCUUGGCGAUCAAUCUCAAUGGCAGACAUGACACAGUAGCUACUGUUCCUGAUCUUGCUCCUGAUGAGGAUCCUGCACCUGGUUCUAUGGACCCAAACAUCCCACCCAGCACCCCCGUGGACUUUACACCUGCCGCCAGAGAAGAACCACAUCCCUCGCCUGUUCCUCCCACCGUUCAACCUUCUCAUAUCUACAACCCUACUCCCAAUGCUUCUCCCGCUGCUUCUCCCACAGAUUUUGUGUCACUCGACUGA